AUGCAUGUCGUGACGUUGGCGACCAGCAAUCCCUCCAUUCGGUGUCUCAUGGCCCAUUCAUUCAAUGUCGAUGUUGGUGUCGGUGUCUACGUAGAUUUGCUCCGAGUGCAGCUACUCGGGCCCUCAAUCGUCUCCAUCUCCCACGACUCCUUCCACGGGAUUUCGUCACAUUCCCAUCCUCGCAAUUCUCCUCGGACACCUCCUCCUUCUCCACCUCUUUCCCCAUUCUGCCAAUCUCCUCCUUCAUCAAACAGCACUUUGCCUUACUACCCCUCUUCCUCUUGUCGGCCUCACUCUUCCUUGCCUUAUUCAAGCCCCCACCUUCCCACCCGCAUCCAUCCCCUACUAAGAUUUGUGACCGUAACGUCCACAAUGAACGACUUCUAUGCGCGAAGAAAUUGA
This is a messenger RNA of Echinococcus granulosus, 402 nucleotides long. RefSeq lists its product as hypothetical. The transcript has a single exon. The coding region runs from base 1 to 402 and encodes 133 amino acids. The record is from RefSeq and is a predicted model, not a curated record. NCBI's taxonomy places the organism in Eukaryota, Metazoa, Platyhelminthes, Cestoda, Cyclophyllidea, Taeniidae.